UUGAAUGGAUCCCAGCCCUUUCCCCGAAGCUUCCAUAAAGAUAAUCUAGAAGUUGAAUUCUUCUCUUUCCCUGUUGAUCAAUGACUUGGAGACGACUUCUUCAUGGUUUUUCUUACAAUUCCGUGAUUCCGUCGUUGGAAUUAUCACUGAUCAACUGAACCCCAUUUUCUUCACAGCUUAACCUGCCAAGAUUCGUCUCUAAUCGGGAGAUCGAUGGCUGCAGCAUCUUCUUCUUGUCAAGGGAGUUACGAUGUUUUCUUGAAUUUUAGGGGAAAAGACACCCGCAACGGCUUCACCGCUCACCUUUAUGAAGCCCUGUGCAAUAAAGAAAUCCGGACUUUCAUGGAUGCCGACAAGAUUGUCAAAGGCGAGGAAAUAUCGGCAUCACUUGUUACAGCAAUGGACAAGUCCAUGUUUUGCAUUGUUGUUUUGUCCAAAAACUAUGCUUCUUCCACAUGGUGUUUGGACGAGCUUGUUCAGAUCCUCAAGUGCAAAAAUGCCAAAAAACAAACAGUUUUGCCCAUCUUCUACAAUGUGAAUCCUUCUGAUGUACGAGAACAGAAAGGGAGUUUUGCAAAAGCCUUCGCUAAACUUGAAGAGAAGUACAAGGAGAAGAUGGAGAGGGUGCACAUAUGGAAGCAGGCUCUCACUGAAGUCGCUAAUAUAUCUGGCUGGGAUGCCAGAAACAGACACGAGCCCAUGCUUACCAAGGAAAUUAUUCAAUACAUUUCAAAUGCAUUGAUUAAUAGAUCUUCAAAAGAUGUCGAGGCCAUAGUAAGAGUAGAUUCUCAUUUACAGGUAAAGGAGCGAAUUCCGGUGCUCAAUAUUCCUACUGUACCAAGUAUUGGGGAAAGGAGCGAAAUCCCAGUUACGAGCAAAAGGAAAAUCAAUCGAGUGAGAGAAACAGACAUCAGAGGGUCAAGAGAUGCCAUUGAAGUAUACUCCUUAGAGAUAAUGGAUUCCGAUAUUUCUACUUCGUUGACUGUUGGGCAAAGGAGUGAAGUCCCGCUUACAAGCAAAAGGAAAAUUGAGGAAAUGAAAGAAACAAAAAUCACUCACACUUCCCACUUAAGUUUCCUAAAUCUUCUUUCCUCUCCCGUUGGCCUACAUCAUUCCAAGCUUCCCUCUUCGUCUCCACCAUUUAUUUCGCCUCCCACUUCGCCUACAACUUCGCAUUGGCCUUCCCUCCUAGAAUAUUCCAUGCUUCUCUCUACGCCUCCCUCUUCACCUCCCUCUUCGCUUCCUUCUUCGCCGGUUAAUCCUUGGAUACAUUGGCCUUGAACACAAGCCCCUCAACAUGGAAAGAUGACCAUUUGCCCAAAGCAAUUAUGUUUCAUUAAUCUAGGCGCAGUUAUCGUGUAUAUGGUGAGUUUGUCUCCUUAAAAAUGAAAUAUUGAAUUAUUC
This is a messenger RNA of Vitis riparia (riverbank grape), 1404 nucleotides long. Its product is annotated as TMV resistance protein N-like. The coding region runs from base 214 to 1281 and encodes 355 amino acids. Gene Ontology annotation, biological process: signal transduction. The transcript has 2 exons. The record is from RefSeq and is a predicted model, not a curated record. Lineage: Eukaryota; Viridiplantae; Streptophyta; Magnoliopsida; Vitales; Vitaceae.